GAAAAAAAAAAAAAAAAUUUCCCGUUGGCCAGAACCCAGAAGAAGCAGUAGCAGCAAAUCAAAAAAAAUUUCUUUCCUUCGAGUGAAAAAUAGGCAAAUACCCAUCGAUCUUUACUCUAUUAUUAGUUGCUAUAUUACAAAUUGCGGUUUAAAAGUUUUAAGUUUGAAAAGAAAGGAAAAUGGGGGAGGAGAGUCAGAGGAAGAAGACAACAAGGGUGGUGGAAUCGCUGGGAUGGCUAACGGAAUCGUCGAUCAUGCCAAAGAAGCAAAGGGCCAUAGCUGGUGUGGGGCCCUCCUCUAUUCUCGAACUUAAGGCUCAACUCUACAAGUCUCAGGACGAGUCCAAGAAAACCAAGGAACUCUCCGGCCCCGACCUCCAUUUCCACCGCACCAAGAAGAUCCUCCCCGCUCCCAAUCUCUUCUCCGCCAAGAACUCCGGCGUCGAUGCUCGCGCUCUCAAGGACAAACUUGAGCUGAAAGCAGUUAAUGAUGGAUCAGUCAGCUAUGCGGCGUUAGAGAAGAAGGCUGAAUUAUAUGAGAAGCUAGCGAGGGGAGAGCUGUCUGAUGAGGAAGAAAAGGAGAAAUAUUGUGUGGAUUUCUUCCGCAAGAAUGUUGAGCAGGAUGAGUCAGAGCAACCUCGGGACCAAGAUGCUUCUUCUGCCACAGUACCGCCCGAAAGUGAAGAUGGUGAGAAUGAUGCUUCUUUUUGGUUUAAGACAAAACCUUUGGGGCUUGGCCGAGUAGCUGCAACACUGGACAAUGACGAACACAAGCGUUUUGUUAGGGAGGUUCAUGAAGAAGUAAAUCAAGCAAGAGAAAAGGCUUCUGAGCUCAAAUUGCGCAGGCAAGAGCAAGCAGCAACUCGCCGAGAGAAACUGAGACAGGCUUAUUUAAAGAAACGGCUAGAGAACCUAAAAGCUGCAUCCAAUGCAGAACAGACAUGAUCAGCCCAAGGCAAGGAUCAUAUUGUUUUGUUAGUUGCUAUUGACUUAACCAGGUCAAGAUGCUUGUUCCUUACAUUCAUUUCAUGGUGAAAAAUGCAUUGGAAUUCACUUCAUCCUUCAAUGUAUUUUUUACUCGUUACUUUUUUAUUUGUGUACAGUAAGGGUGUUUACAGUAUGAAUUAUAUGAUGAAGGUCACUUAUCUGAAUGCACAUUGCCGUCCUUUUAGGCUUUUAAA
Messenger RNA from Quercus lobata, 1180 nucleotides. RefSeq lists its product as uncharacterized. Gene Ontology annotation, cellular component: nucleus. NCBI's taxonomy places the organism in Eukaryota, Viridiplantae, Streptophyta, Magnoliopsida, Fagales, Fagaceae. The transcript is spliced from 3 exons. Bases 180 to 944 code for a protein of 254 amino acids. The record is from RefSeq and is a predicted model, not a curated record.